AUGUCUUCGGCAUAUCGUGGCCUUCGGGGCUGCUUAUCGAUGCUCUGCCUCGGCCUCCUACUCCUCCUUCCAGCCCAAGCCUACGAGAAGUUGUCCGACGAUACUUUGAGAGCACUACCCCGACCCAGUCAGGACUUCGAUAUCCAUAAUGGCGCAAUUCUAUCACCCAUCCUUCAGACUCGCGUACCCGGCACCCCCGGUCAUGCCGCAGUCUUACAACAUUUCGUCGACUUCUUCCAGACGACUCUGCCGAAGUGGGAGAUCGAAUUUCAAAAUUCUACAGCUAAGACACCGGUCUCGAAUGGAAAGGAGGUACCCUUUACCAACUUCAUCGCCACGCGCGAUCCCCCGCAUGCUCGAGUAGGGGAUGUCGAGCGGCUGACCUUGGUUGCGCACUACGACAGUAAGCUAGAACCCGAGGGUUUUAUUGGAGCAAUCGACAGUGCGGCACCAUGCGCGAUGAUCAUGCAUGCUAUGCGUAGCAUUGAUUCUGCCCUCGACAAGAAAUGGGCGGAUAUGAAGGCUCAGGGGAUUGACCCCUCGCUCGAGGAACAGCGUGGAAUCCAAGUCUUCCUUCUAGAUGGAGAGGAAGCCUUCAAGGAAUGGAGCGCCUCGGAUUCUCUUUACGGGGCGCGUUCUAUGGCUGAAGCCUGGGAUCACCAAAUGUACCCGGCGAUGUCAACAUUCAAGACCCCGCUCUCGGCCAUUUCCUUGUUCGUUCUCCUAGACCUGCUGGGCUCAAAGGCUCCCUUUAUCCAAUCUUAUUAUCCCACUACCCAUUGGGCCUACCAAGGGCUGGGAACCUUGGAACAACGUCUUCGGUCAAUGAAGGUAUUAAAGGCCGGCUCUGGGGAACCUUGGUUUAUUGAUUCCUCCAAAGACUCUCACCAAAUAAACCCCUACGGCGGCAUUCAGGAUGACCAUCUACCUUUUCUGGCACGAGGUGUUGAGAUUCUCCAUCUCAUAGAUUUCACUCCUUUCAAGGGCUUCCCUCCCGUCUGGCACACGAGCAAGGAUGACGGAGAGCAUCUAGAUAUGGACACUACCGAAGACUGGAGCGUACUCGUCGCUGCCUUUGCCGCAGAGUGGAUGGAGCUGGAAGGAUACUUUGAUUUGCCAGAACAAACGUACAACACGCGAGAUGAGGAGCUUGAGGCGGAGGCUAUCCGUUUGAACAAGAAAACCGAGCUGUAA
Molecule: messenger RNA, 1194 nt
Organism: Penicillium maclennaniae
Lineage: Eukaryota; Fungi; Ascomycota; Eurotiomycetes; Eurotiales; Aspergillaceae
Product: glutaminyl-peptide cyclotransferase family protein
Exons: 1
Coding region: 1-1194 (397 amino acids)
Molecular function (GO): zinc ion binding; glutaminyl-peptide cyclotransferase activity
Source: RefSeq, a predicted model, not a curated record